Messenger RNA from Morone saxatilis (striped sea-bass), 1357 nucleotides. RefSeq names its product dehydrogenase/reductase (SDR family) member 7Cb (gene dhrs7cb). Gene Ontology annotation, cellular component: sarcoplasmic reticulum membrane. Gene Ontology annotation, molecular function: all-trans-retinol dehydrogenase (NAD+) activity. The coding region runs from base 163 to 1104 and encodes 313 amino acids. Gene Ontology annotation, biological process: regulation of release of sequestered calcium ion into cytosol by sarcoplasmic reticulum. Lineage: Eukaryota; Metazoa; Chordata; Actinopteri; Moronidae. The transcript is spliced from 7 exons. The record is from RefSeq and is a predicted model, not a curated record.
UGGACAGCAGCCGGACAGACAGACAGACAGACGGACAGGAGAACAGAGCUGUGUGUAUGGACGAGGGACACAGAGGGAGAAGAAGGGCCUCUGUUACUUAACUUAACCCGGAAAAAACAACAGCCAGUCCUGCUGAAGGAUUAACUCCCUGUCCGUGCUAACAUGGCCAUUCCCUCGGUGAUGGUGUUGCCUCUGCUAAUAGUGGUGGCAGCAGGGGUGUAUUACAUCUACAAUGAGGUCAUGCAGUUCAUGUCCAAGUCCUUAGUGCGAAACAAAGUGGUGGUGAUCACGGAUGCUGUGUCCGGGGUGGGAACUGAGUGUGCCCAUCUCUUCCAUAAGGGCGGUGCCAGGCUGAUCCUGUGCGGGACUAGCUGGGAUAAACUGGAAUCUCUGUAUGACUCUCUGACUAAUGACGCUGACCCCAGAGAGACAUUUGCCCCAAAGCUUGUGAUCCUGGACUUCAGCGAUAUGGACAGCAUGGAGGAUGUGGUGGCCGAGGUGGUGGAGUGUUACGGCUGCGUGGAUGUGUUGAUCUGUAACAGCAGCAUGAAGAUGAAGGCCCCGGUGCAGAGUGUCUCCCUGGAGCAGGACAGAAACAUCAUGGACAUUAACUACUUCGGCCCCAGCACUCUGGCCAAAGGUGUUCUUCCAACGAUGAUCUCAAGAAGGUCAGGGAACAUUGUGCUGGUCAACAGCAUCCAGGGAAGACUGGCUGUCCCAUUCAGAAGUUCAUAUGCGGCAUCUAAGCAUGCGGCGCAGGCCUUCUUCGACUGCCUGCGGGCUGAAGUGGAGGAGUUUGGGAUAGUUGUCAGCACCAUCAGUCAUACCUUCAUCAAUGCCUCCGACCCGCCGCCUGUGGAGGAACCCACCCCCAAACCAAACGCUGUGACUGCAUUUAUUGCCAAGCAGAUGACCCAUGGAGUGCGCCCGUCAGUCCUGGCCAAUGAGAUUAUGCAGACGGUGAACAGGAAGAGGAAGGAGGUUGUGCUGGCCCACCCCAUCCCCUGGGUGGCCCUUUACCUCCGCUCCCUCCUUCCCUCCUUCCUCUUUGCCGUGCUGAGCGCCGGAGUGAAGGACUCGGUGCUGGCUGAGCAGAUGCAGUAGGAGAAGGACUGAAAUACAGGACGAAAUCAUACGGAGAUGUGAAAGAAAGCGCGGCUUGUUUGGAAACGAGAGACGUGUAAAAGAAAGUGCUCGACACAAGGCUGGAUCACUGCUGCUCCAGGGCCCCACACAUUUAGGGGGGCCAAAGGCUUUAUGACACUAAAUCCUGUCUUUAUUUGUAAGAUUAGAUUAAAUAAUUACAAAACAAACAGAAAAUCAAAUCAAUGUAAUAAAUAUUCUUUUUGCAUCUUGC